Molecule: messenger RNA, 1479 nt
Organism: Drosophila yakuba
Lineage: Eukaryota; Metazoa; Arthropoda; Insecta; Diptera; Drosophilidae
Product: thioredoxin domain-containing protein 9
Exons: 3
Coding region: 185-835 (216 amino acids)
Biological process (GO): microtubule cytoskeleton organization
Cellular component (GO): cytoplasm
Source: RefSeq, a predicted model, not a curated record
CCGUGGUAUUUUCAACAUAUAGGGGCGCUUUGUAUUCUCGCAUGUAAAGUCCAACGGUCACACAGAUCCAUACGUCUAAAUAAACUUUUAAGCAGUAAAAUCAAUGAAAUAAGUGAAAACAAAACAGUGCGAAUAACGGAGAAACAGCAAGACACGCAGAGGAGCAGCAACUGGACGAGAAAACAUGGCCAACAUACUGGAGAAUCAACUGUUCACGGCGGCCAAGACCAUCGAGCAGCAGCUGGACCAGCAGCUCGACCGCCUGGACAACCUCGACUCGGAUGACUUGAAGGUGCUGAGGGAGCAGCGCCUGCGCGAGAUGAAGGACCUGAACAACAAGAAGCAGGAGUGGCUUAGAAACGGUCAUGGCACCUACACCGAGCUGGCCGACGAAAAGGAGUUCUUCGAGAUGUCAAAAAAGUCGCCCAACAUUGUUUGCCACUUUUACCGCGACAGCACCGAGCGCUGCAAGAUCGUGGACAUGCACCUGAAGAUACUCGCAGCCAAGCACGUGGAGGCCAAGUUCUGCAAGGUGAAUGCCGAAAAGACUCCUUUCCUCACCCAGCGGCUGCGCAUCAAGGUUAUACCCACCAUCGCCCUGGUGAAGGACAGCAAGACCAAGGACUUCAUUGUCGGAUUCACCGAUCUGGGCAACUGCGAUGACUUCGCCACCGAAAUGCUGGAGUGGCGCAUCGCCCACUCGGGGGCCAUUGACUACAAGGGCGAUCUGAUGCAGCCACCAGAUGUGAAACGCAAACCAUUCAUCAACCGCCCACAGAAGACAAUACGUGGAGGCUACGACUCAGAUGACUCCGAUAUCGAUCUGGAUGACUAACUACGGGCAGUCAAUCCCACACUCUCGAUUACCCCAGCUCCAGCUUUAUUUCCACACGCCCACACAAGAAACACUCAAAAGCGAUGGAGAAACAAAAACGGACACACACAAAUCAAAACCUAGCACAUGGAUCUAAACCAAUUAGGCGUACUCUAGCGAUAUUUAUUUAAUUAUACGAUUCCGAUCCCCCUGCUACGGUUCCCAUCGCCACAUAGUAUAAGUGGCUUAUUCGGUUGCCUUUUCCCCGAUUAUGUGCUUUAAUAUCUAUCAGUUCAAUCAGCUGCCUCGAAGGCUGAGCCACUCUAGCGAGCUUAAGCGUACUCAAAAUUUGAUCUUUAUGGUAUUUGCAAUUCUAAAUGAAUGUGCACCCUUCACGUAUAUAUGUUAAGUUGAACAUAGUUUUACAAACCGCCCUCGCUCCAGAAGAAUACGGUGUACGUAAAACAAGAAACUAACAAACACAGCAUAAAAGACAAGCAAACAAAAUAUCUGGCAUAUAUAUUUCUAAAAAUUUCGAUAAAAGGUGUAUUGCAUUUCCUACAGUAGAGGUAACUAACACAUAUGUACAAGUUUUUUAUAUUUAUUUUUGUAAUUCUACAAAGCAUCAAAGGAAAUCAACGAUUAAAGUGCAUGUUCAAAACAAA